AUGGGAAUCUGGUUUUCUAUCUCUACAUUAUCUUGCAAUUGGGAGACUCGUCCAGAGAACGGACUUGCUUAUUUAUUUGAAGAUGAGAAGAAAUUAACCUGGCCCAAGGCAGACGAACAAUGUAAAACUUUUGGUGGAAGUUUAGCGAUUCCACGGUUUAAUGAGGACCAGAACUUUAUUGUUAAUUACCUUCAAAAACAUAAUAAAACUGGCUAUUAUUACAUAGGAGGGAUGAAAUCCGACAGUGGGUUGUGGACGUGGAUAGAUGGGACCCCCAUAGGCCCCCCACUACAUUGGGGUCCAGGUGAGCCGAACAACAACUACAACGUCGGAAACAACGAAGAUUGCCUAGAACUUCGGAAAUAUGAAGGAAUAUUUCAGUGGAAUGACAUCCCAUGUUACAAUCUUAAUGGCUAUGUUUGUCAAUGUACGUAA
Molecule: messenger RNA, 435 nt
Organism: Saccostrea cuccullata (small rock oyster)
Lineage: Eukaryota; Metazoa; Mollusca; Bivalvia; Ostreida; Ostreidae
Product: C-type lectin mannose-binding isoform-like
Exons: 4
Coding region: 1-435 (144 amino acids)
Molecular function (GO): signaling receptor activity
Source: RefSeq, a predicted model, not a curated record